AUGGCUCGGAAUGACGGCGGCCAGAUUGUGGACCUGCAGUUCACGCCGACAAGCCAGGCCCUUACUGGCAAAUACCGACGCAAUGGGAAGCUGCAGUCCUGUGAGCCUUGCAGGAAGAGCAAGCUCAAAUGUGAUCAUGUUGUUCCCGCUUGCGGGAGGUGUGUCAAGAGAGGUCGGGAUAACCAGUGCGUCUAUCAUCCGAAUCCCCUCUCGCGGCGUCGGCAAACACCAACACCAACAUCUAUUCCGACCCCAUCGACGUCCAUCAUAAGCGACAGUCCCGGAACCCCCUCCCAGUCAGUCGAACCAUCGCAUCCGCCAUGCACAAGCGAUGGCUCCUUCCCAGACGCUCAACUCCCGCCCGCCGUGGAAGUACGGGGUCCGGCGCGCAGGGCGGCAUCGGCCCCGCCGCGGGACUCUCGGGGCGAGCUAGUAGUGCGUGGGAAUGCCGGUUUCUUCGGCGCGACAUCCUACUCCUGUAUCUUCUCGGAAGGGCUAGGAAAUCUAGAAGCAGCCUCUGCGGGCCUGGAAGCGCCACAGACGCUGGAUAUGACCGUUUCGGAAGAGCGCAUCGCCAGGGGCUGUCAAGUGCUCGCCUUUCUCAAGGACAAGCCCAUGAUUAACAGGUUUGUAUCCCGAUGGUAUGAGAUCUGCGAAGGGGCGGCAGGGGUCUGCCUCGAGUUCAUCAUGAAGGAGUGGCUCAUGAAACUGGGGAUCCAUCACGGCGAGGUUCUGACAAGCCAAGACCCCGAGAAAAUACGUCGCCUGUGCGAGCUGAUAUGGCGGAACACACAAACCCCCCUGGUCUUCAGCCGCAAGACAACGGCCUUGGAGUGGGCACAUCUGAGCACCGGACAGAACCUCAGAUGGGAAGUCAUCGGGCUCAUCGCCGCGGUCGUCGGGCUGUGCGCCAGCUGUCUCGACCCAUCCGAUCGAUUCCUGAGCUAUCACAAGGUCACGCGGUAUUCCAUCUCGAAGAAGAUGAGGGAGAUUUCAAGCACCUGUCUAAGUUUCUGCCGUGAUUGCGAGGCGAUCGACGACAUGUUCAUCUGGCUCCUUCUGGAGGAUGAAUGGCUCACCAGCGCCAUCAAGGGCGACAGGAGCUACGCCACAUACCGGGCAUCUGGCGAGACGAACAACGCCGUCCUCGCCAUGGGCUUGCAUCAGGGGGUCAAGGCCAGCGACAACAUCCCCUUCUUCCUCGCCCAACUGCGCAAGAGGGCCUUCAUGGAAGCGUACAGUGUCGAGGUCAGCAUGGCGACAUUCCUCGGGCGCCCACCGCGACUCUCGCACCGCUAUUGCAAAAUCGACCCGCCGCUGGAUUUGACCGACCACCAGCUCAUUCUCGAGGGUCCCGAGCUCGACGCAGCGCUGGCCGGCCUCGACAAGAACGGCUACAACCUAGCCGGGCGGCUGAACCGCAUUACGUGCAUGAGGACCUACCUCGGCCUCGCCCCGAGGAGAGAGGACAUCCUCGACCUGGCGCUCGGCGACUACAGCCCGGAGGAGAUCCUCCAGCGUGCCGAGGUGAUCCAGCGCAAGAGCGAGGAGCACUGGGCCAGCCUGCCGCCGUUCAUGGCGAGGACGCGCGACUCGGCCUUUGACUUCUCCAAGACGAAGCCGCUGGAGACACUGUACAGCAGCUCGGUGCGGCAGGGGUCGCGGGCCAACGAGCUGCUCCUCCAGCGGGUGCUGAUGCGCCGAGCCGGGGCGAGCCCGGAGAAGCUCGUAGGCGCCGCGCGGGACAUCCUCCGCGACAUCCUGCAGAUCACCCAGCGCCAUGACAUCGCGUCCAUGUUCCGCAUGGACUUCACCGCCCUGCUGGUCGCCCACGGCCUGCGCAGCGGCGCCAUCAUCGCCGUCGAGCUGCUCAAGCAGGAGCAGCAGCAGCAGCUGUCCUUGGCCCACCACCACCACCACAACCACGGGAACCCGCCCCCGCUGCUUCCCCGCAGCCAGACCAUCCAGGACCUGUCCGUCUUCGCUGCGAGGCUUGGCGCCGUCGAUCCCAGGGACGGGGCCUUUGGCAUGUGCGACCAGGGACGCAAGGUCAUCACCCGGAUCCUGGACAAGAUCCUAACUCCGUGUCCCCCCGCUGCUACUGCUCCCAGCUUACCCCCUCCCGCCUUCCGUCAUCCUGCACAGGCGCCGCAGUACCAGCAGCAUCAGGGGGGGCUCGGGCAGAUGGAUCUUGAUGGCCCUGCGGACCGGGGGGCGCAGGAAGCCGGCCUCGCCGUGCCGGACAUGGCGGGCGGGGGGUUGGCUGACUUCGGUAUCGCCAUCGAGGCUCCCUUGAGUCUGGGGCAUGAUACCGAUUUUAUGCAGUGGCUUGAGAACAUGGACUGGGAACGUGCAGACACGUGGACUGGGUUUUGA
Molecule: messenger RNA, 2376 nt
Organism: Phialemonium atrogriseum
Lineage: Eukaryota; Fungi; Ascomycota; Sordariomycetes; Cephalothecales; Cephalothecaceae
Exons: 2
Coding region: 1-2376 (791 amino acids)
Biological process (GO): regulation of DNA-templated transcription; DNA-templated transcription
Cellular component (GO): nucleus
Molecular function (GO): zinc ion binding; DNA-binding transcription factor activity, RNA polymerase II-specific; DNA binding
Source: RefSeq, a predicted model, not a curated record